Messenger RNA from Colossoma macropomum (tambaqui), 2574 nucleotides. Its product is annotated as extracellular calcium-sensing receptor-like. Lineage: Eukaryota; Metazoa; Chordata; Actinopteri; Characiformes; Serrasalmidae. Gene Ontology annotation, biological process: G protein-coupled receptor signaling pathway. Gene Ontology annotation, molecular function: G protein-coupled receptor activity. Gene Ontology annotation, cellular component: membrane. The record is from RefSeq and is a predicted model, not a curated record.
AUGCUGUUGCUGGCAGACAUAAUGAUGAUAAUCUUUUUUACUGCUAAUGCUACAGAACAGCAAUGCACAGCAUAUGGAGCUGAUGAUCUUCUUCAUUUUUCUAAAGACGGUGAUGUCUCCAUAGGAGGCAUUUUUUCAUUCCAUCAGUAUCCACUAGAUGUGAAUCCAACACUACAAGUCAACCCAGGAAAUAUUAGGUGUUUUGGGGUUGAUCCAGGAGAGCUGCAGUAUGCCAUGACAAUGAUGUUUGCUAUUGAGGAGAUUAACAAUAGCACAGAUAUCCUUCCUGGCUUUACACUGGGCUACAGAAUAUAUGGCUCCUGUCCCAGCAUUCCUCUCUCUGUGAAAGCAUCACUGGUUCUCAUUAAUGGCCCAGAAGACAGGAUUGAUGAAUGCAUCAAACUCUCCACUGUGCAUGCUGUCAUUGGAGAGACGACUUCAACAGCCACCAUCGGAAUUGCAAGGACCAUGGGCCCAUUUCGCAUACCAGUGCUCAGUCACUCAGCUACCUGUGCAUGUCUUAGCAAUAGAAAAGAGUACCCCUCCUUCUUCAGAACAAUUCCCAGUGAUUACUACCAGAGCAGAGCGCUGGCAAAACUGGUUAAGCACUUUGGCUGGACCUGGGUGGGAGCUGUCAGAAGCAGGAGUGAUUAUGGCAAUGAUGGAAUGGCCAGUUUUCUGGAAGCUGCUGAAAAAGAAGGAGUAUGUGUGGAGUACUCUGUGGCUAUUUACAGGACCGACUCCAGAGAGAAAUUUCUAGAUGUGGUGGAUAUCAUUAAGACAUCCACGUCUAGGGUCAUUGUGGCUUUUGCAGAUGGUAAUGACCUGGACAUCCUCAUUAAAGAGCUUUACUACCAGAAUGUGACUGGUUUUCAGUGGGUUGGCAGUGAGGGCUGGAUCACAUACAGGUAUUUAGCCAACACCAUAAACUAUGCUGUGGUUGGUGGUGCAGUAGGCUUCGCUGUGCCCAAUGCUCAUAUUCCAGGCCUGAAAGAAUUUAUUGCGAGCAGCCGACCCUCUAUGACACCAGGUAAUACAGGACUGGUUGAACUGUGGGAGAAUGUGUUUGACUGUAAUCUGAGACUUCAAUCAUACAAUGGUGCCAAAUCUUGCACUGGAGAGGAGUCUCUGGAGACUGCGCACACAAGGUUUACAGAUGUCACAGAUGCCAGCCUACUGAACAACAUCUAUAAGGCUGUUUAUGCUGUGGCAUAUGCUGUGGAUGGACUGCUGGCCUGUGUGGAAGGAAAGGGGCCAUUUCCCAAUGGUUCAUGUGCAAGGAAAGGAAGAAUAGAGCCCUGGCAGGUUCUUCAUUACCUCUCCCAAGUAAACAUUACUAUGAAAAAUGGAGAGAAAGUUCUGUUUGACGAGCUGGGUGACCCAGUAGCACGCUAUGCCCUGGUCAACUGGCAGAUGAACAGUGAAGGAACCAUAAUAUUUGAGACCAUUGGUCUAUAUGAUGCAUCCCAGCAAGAUGGCCAAGAGUUUGUAAUGAGUGAUGAUGUUAGUGCAGUCUGGGCAGGAGAUCAGCGAACGGUUCCUAGGUCAGUAUGCAGUGAAAGAUGUCUUCCCGGAACCAGCAGGGCUUUCACAGAGGGGAAGCCAAUCUGCUGCUUUGACUGCAUUCCUUGUGCAGACGGAGAGUUCAGCAACACCACAAAUGCAGUGACAUGCCUUCCAUGCCCUCUCGAGUACAAGUCAAAUGGGAACAAGACUCGAUGUGACCUAAAAAAUAUUGAAUUCCUGAAUUUUAAUGAAAUCAUGGGAAUUCUACUGAUGACGUUUUCUUUUUUUGGUGGAUUUCUCACAAUCACAAUUGGGUUGAUUUUCUUCCACUAUAGACAGACUCCCAUUGUUAGGGCCAACAACUCAGAGCUGAGCUUCCUGCUGCUCUUCUCACUGACUCUGUGUUUCCUCUGCUCACUUACUUUCAUUGGUCGGCCCUCUGAGUGGUCCUGCAUGCUGCGUCACACAACGUUUGGGAUCACCUUCGUCCUCUGCAUCUCCUGUGUUCUGGGGAAAACAAUAGUGGUGUUAAUGGCCUUCAGAGCUACACUUCCAGGCAGUAAUGCCAUGAAAUGGUUUGGGCCUCCACAGCAGAGACUCAGUGUCCUUUUUUUCACUCUCAUACAGGUCCUUAUUUGUGUUCUUUGGUUGUCAAUAUCCCCUCCUUUUCCUCAUAAAAACAUGAACCAUUACAAAGACAGAAUUAUUCUAGAAUGUCAUGUGGGAUCAGUUGUAGGUUUCUGGGCUGUGCUGGGUUAUAUAGGAUUUCUGGCUCUUUUGUGUUUCAUUUUGGCUUUUCUAGCACGGAAGCUGCCUGAUAACUUCAACGAAGCCAAGUUCAUCACAUUCAGCAUGCUCAUAUUCUGUGCAGUGUGGAUCACCUUUAUCCCAGCUUAUGUCAGCUCUCCUGGAAAGUUUAUUGUAGCUGUGGAAAUAUUUGCCAUUUUGGCCUCAAGUUCUGGAUUACUUUUUUGCAUAUUUAUUCCCAAGUGCUACGUCAUUUUACUAAGACCAGAUAAGAACACUAAAAAACAUAUGAUGGAUAAAAAUCCUUUAAAAUCCAUCUGA